CUCAACUAAAACGACACCGUACAGGAAAUCUUCUUAUUACGUCUAGCCUAGCCCAUUAUAGAAUUUCAACAACUAGGUUAGGAAAUUUCGGUCUGCCUUCUCUCUCUCUCAAAUUUGCACACCCAGCAGAGCUGAGCAACUGCCCGCUUGUUUCUCCCGGUUGGGUCUGUUUAGAAGACGGAGCUGUGCUGGGCGUGGGUAGUUUUUGGUUGGACUAGCAAAGGUUAGACGCUCGAUCGAUGCUAAUAUAGGAAUUUGAAUACUAGCGAAUAUUAAGGUUUUACAAAUUCUAGUCAUUCUUGGGAAUCCAUUUUUUGGAAUUCCGGGCUAAUCAUUCAUUUGAAUUCCCCAAAAUUUGCAUCUCAAACGUGUAUUAAAUGGGAUUCUAGUUCCCAUUUUGUUGCUGUUCUAAACUCAAGGUUUUUGAUUCUUUUGUGAGUUUGAUUACUUUGGUGCAGCUGGGUUUUAGGGUUUGGGUCGAGCUUGUUUUAGAUUGCGUAGUAUUAGUUGGCUCUUUAGCUUUGAUAACUUAUUUUGACUAUGCAUAUGUGAGCCUUUGAAUUUUGAUUUUUUUAUCAUUCUUAAGAGUAAUUUGUUAGAUAGAGUUAUAGUGCUAACUAUGUCUGUGAAUAAUAACAAUAAUAACCCACCCAAGAGCCUUGGGCAAUCUUCAUCACCCUUUGGUAAUUCAGGGAUGGUCAAUCCAUCGAUGCCCAUCAACCAAGCAUUGUCACAGUCACAGUCUCAGGGGCAACUUGGCACUGGCUUUCAGGGUCAGUACCAGCUGACCCAAGCGCAGGCCAAUGCUCAGGCACAUUUUAAAGCACAACAGGCUCACGCACAAGCGCAGGCCCAAGCAGUGCAUGCUCAAUUUCAAGCACAGUUACAGGCUCAGGGAAUGACCCUGAGCCAGGCCCAAACUGCUGCCUUAGCCAACUUAGGUACAUCUUCACCUUCGUUUUCAACUCCUGGUAAUUUUAAUGUCAAGCGGCUACCUCAGAAACCCCCCGUACGACCUCCUGGUGUUCCCAUGGGAAGCCUGGUUUCCCCAUUGAAAACUAUGGAUCUAACCCCUGCCGCUCGUAGGAAGAAGCAGAAGCUUCCGGAGAAGCAGCUACAAGAUAGAGUGGCAGCGAUUCUUCCAGAAUCUGCAUUGUAUACACAGCUUCUUGAGUUUGAGGCUCGUGUUGAUGCUGCUUUGGUUAGAAAGAAGGUUGACAUUCAGGAGGCACUUAAAAACCCUCCUUGUGUUCAAAAAACACUUCGAAUUUAUGUUUUCAACACGUUUGCUAAUCAGACCAGAACAAUUCCUAAGAAGCCAAAUGCCGAGCCUCCAUCAUGGACUCUUAAGAUUGUUGGGAGAAUCUUGGAAGAUGGGAUAGAUCCUGAUCAGCCUGGAGUAGUUCAGAAAUCAAACCCUUUGUACCCAAAGUUCUCAUCUUUUUUCAAGAGAGUGACUAUCAUGUUGGAUCAGAGAUUAUAUCCUGAUAAUCAUAUGAUUGUGUGGGAGCAUUCUCGAACACCUGCUCCUCAUGAGGGUUUUGAAGUGAAGAGAAAGGGGGAUAAAGAGUUCACAGUGACUAUACGGUUGGAAAUGUACUAUGCGCCUGAGAAAUAUAAGCUCUCUCCUGCUUUGAUGGAAGUUCUUGGUAUUGAGGUUGACACCCGUCCAAGGAUAAUAGCUGCAAUCUGGCACUAUGUGAAGGCUAGGAAGUUGCAGAAUCCAGAGGACCCUUCUUUCUUCAAUUGUGAUCCACCUCUUCAGAAAGUAUUCGGGGAAGCUAAGAUGAAAUUUACCAUGGUUUCACAGAAGAUAUCUCAGCAUUUAGCUCCUCCUCAACCAAUAGUUUUGGAGCAUAAGAUAAAGCUUUCAGGGAAUAGCCCAGCUGGAACUGCAUGCUAUGACGUGGUGGUUGAUGUCCCUUUUCCAAUACAGCGAGAGUUGUCUGCUUUGUUGGCAAAUGCAGAGAAGAACAAAGAAAUUGAUACUUGCGAUGAAGCAAUAUGUGCUGCUAUAAGAAAAAUUCAUGAACAUCGUAGGAGGCGGGCAUUCUUCCUUGGGUUUAGUCAAUCGCCUGUGGAAUUUAUUAAUGCAUUGAUUGAAUCUCAAAGUAAGGAUUUGAAGCUUGUAGCUGGGGAAGCCAGUCGAAGUGCUGAGAAAGAGCGACGUGCAGAUUUCUUCAACCAACCAUGGGUAGAAGAUGCUGUAAUUCGUUAUUUAAAUCGGAAGCCAACGGCAGGAAGUGAUGCUCCCGGAAGCACGUGAGUUGGAAGUUAAUUCCCUGCCAAUCUGCCAGUUUGUUUGUCAUCAAUCUUUCACAUAGCAUCUGUAAAUUUUCAGCUUCACUUUUAUGAAGGUGUGGCUAUUUCUGAUCAAUCUAAUUGUUAACAGCCCUGGGAGAAAUACUCCUUGCUUGUAAAACAACAGAACAUAUGGAUUUGUAGCUUGUUUAGGCAUAGUUGUCCUCAUACUUGCUUUACUCAUUAUGCUAGAGGGAAAAAUUGGCCCCCAUAGCUUUCUUUCUGCUUGCUUCACUGAUAUGGUAUGGAGAUUUUGCUGGUUA
Messenger RNA from Jatropha curcas, 2564 nucleotides. It is a transcript of the gene CHC1, whose product is annotated as SWIB/MDM2 domain superfamily protein. Lineage: Eukaryota; Viridiplantae; Streptophyta; Magnoliopsida; Malpighiales; Euphorbiaceae. The record is from RefSeq and is a predicted model, not a curated record.